AGUAUAGAUUUGGUCGGAGCUCCCCUCCUCCGCCUCGAUCCCUCUACCUCCAUGCGCUCCGACGAUGCCCUAAUCCCCGUCGACCCGCCGGAGUUCCGCCUGAACCAGAACCCUAGGUGGCACCAGGUGUUCGCCUUCUCCAAGGACCGCAUCCAGGCGAACUUCGUGGGCCGCAUCGUCUUCGACCUCACCGAGGUGCCCCUCGCCCCGCAGUAGUACAAGCUCGAGGACAAGAAGGGCGAUAAGGUCUCCUCCGGCGGCGGCGGCGGCGAGCUCAUGCUUGCCGUGUGCAUCGGCACCCAAGCCGACGAGGUCUUCCCCGACUCCCUGGCACUCCGACGCCCACUUCGUCUCCCUCGACGCCCUUGCCGUCGGUUCACCCCGCCGAGCUCGCUCCCUCACCUACCUGCUGCUGCCACUUAUUUCAUCCUUACCUCGAUACGCAACUCUAUGUGAUCAGAUCUACUACUCUUUCUCCUCCGCCAUUGAUAAUUCGAACUUAGACUGUGAUCAACAAAGUGAUAAUACAUCAGCAGACAAAGGACGUAAGUUGUAAUGGACACAGUAAGAGAUGCGUGAUAUUCCUUUUUUUUAGCACUUAGAAUCUCUCAAGUUCAAUGAGAAACAUUGUAAGUGCAGACCCAUUUGGGUUCUUCCCUCCUCUUGGUCUUGAGGCAAUAGCAAGGGCUAUACGCUUGUGUGGGCGAAUCCUAGCCAUUAAUCGAGGCAAAUCGCUUCACUCUUACCUGGUUAAGCUCGGAAUUGGUCUCCAAACUUAUAUUUCAAACAACUUAAUUGCUAUGUACACUGAUUUUGGGUGUUACAAUGAUGCCCGUAAAAAGUUUGAUGAAAUGCCCGAAAGAAAUGUGGUUUCUUGGACUGCUUUGAUCUCGGCUCAUACUCGUUCAGGAAAUCCUUCUAAGGCACUCGCAGUCUUUACCCAGAUGUUGAAAUCUAAUUUGGAGGAGCCAAAUAGGUAUACAUUUUCUGCGGCACUAAAAGCCUGUGCAUUAGCUGGGGAUCUUGAAUUGGGCAGGUGGAUCCAUGAACGUGUUUUGCAAGUGCAGCUGCAGUGCGAUACUGUCUUGAUGAAUGCUAUUCUCGAUAUGUACAUCAAAUGUGGGAGUUUAUGUGAAGCUCGGAGAGUUUUUGAUGGGUUUUUUAUGACUAAUACUGCUUCAUGGAACACAAUUAUUUCUGGGUAUUGUGGAGAAGGUAAUAUGGAUGGUGCAGAAUAUUUAUUCGAUCGAAUUUCCCAACCUGAUGUCGUAUCUUAUAACACUAUGAUCGCUGGGUUUGCACAGAUAGAGAGUCCGAAGGCAUUGGAUUAUGUCUCUACGAUGCAUAGGAAGGGUUUUAUGCUUGAUUCUUUCACUUUUCCUUGUGCAUUGAAGACUUGUGGAAUUUUUGGAUUCGAGAAAAUGGGAAAACAAAUCCAUAGCUACAUUAUUAGAUGUGGGUUGGAGCUGAAUUGCUUUACUGGGUCUUCUUUGAUUGAUAUGUAUGCAAAUUGUGGAAUAAUUAAUGAUGCCAUGAAGUUAUACUAUUGGUAUUUAAGUUGCAAAGAACUAGUUUGUGAGAGAUCGGCUCUAAUGAACUCAAUGCUUUCGGGAUAUGCUGUUAAUAGAUAUGACAAUUUUGCACUUGAUCUGAUAAUGGAGAUCUGGUCUUUUGGUGUCAAGUUUGAUGCAUUUACUCUUUCAAGUACCUUAAAGGUAUGCAUCAACUUGGAAAAUAUAAGACUUGGACAUCAAAUUCAUUCUAUUAUCAUAAAAGAUGGAUUUGAUAUGGAUUAUGUUGUUGGAACUGUCCUUCUUGAUCUUUAUGCUAGAUGCGGAAAUUUAGAAGAUGUAUUCAGGUUGUUCGAUGGGUUAGCUUAUAAGGAUGUAAUUGCAUGGACUGGACUUAUCGCUAGUUGUGUUAAAAAAGGAUCAAACCAUUUAGCAUUUUCUAUAUUUAAACAGAUGAUAGGGGUUGAAGUAGACCAUUAUGUUGUUUCGAACAUUCUUAAAGCUUGUUCUUCUCUAGCAUGGUUUCAAGGUGGUGUACAAAUCCAUGCUUAUACAAUAAAAAAUGGUUUGAACUCUGAGAGCAUUACUAUCUUUUCUUUGAUUGAUAUGUAUUCCAAAUGUGGGCAUAUUGAGGAUGGUCUCAAAAUUUUUGAAUCUGCACCCGAGAAAGAUACUAUUUGUUGGACAGGGAUGAUUGUGGGAUGUGGGUACAAUGGCAAAUCAAAAGAAGCAGUAGAGCUUUUUGAAAAAAUGUUGAAAUAUGGGAUAAGACCCAGUGAGAUCACUUUCCUCGGUGUUCUUUCUGCUUGUAGAAAUGGAGGUUUGGUCGUGGAAGCUUGUGAAAUCUUUAAGAAAAUGGGAAAUGAGUAUGGAUUAAGACCAGCUUUGGAUCAUUACUGUUGUAUGGUUGAUAUUCUUAGUCGAGCUGGAAAAUUACAAGAGGCUAAGAAGUUGAUUUCUGAUAUGCCUUAUGAACCCAAUGAAAAUAUAAGAAACUCUUUGAUUGGUGCUUCUGUGGUAAGUCAGAAUAGUGAUUUUGGGCUUUUUUCAGUAGAUUUUCUUCCAAUUCCUACUCAGGACAAAGGUGGCUACAUCACCAUGUCGAAUGCUUUUGCAAGCAUGGGUUUCUGGGAUGUCUCAUGUAACCUUAGGGAGAUUAUUAGAAAAGAGGGUGCUAAGGAAGCAGGAAGGAGCUGGGUAACAGGUUGAAGUACUAAACAAGCAGUCCGGCUAAGAUAAACGACAAGCCAAAUAGAAGCUGAAAAGCAAGAAUCACUGUUGUCAGCAACCAGGGGGAGCAGGAAUGGCAUAUAGCAGAGCUGCAUUCGUAUUCACCAUUUCCUUUUGGUAUCAUGUCGAAUGGCUUAUCUGAUUCUGAUUUUGCAGCGACAAACUUCAAAAAGGGCAGGACACGACGACUGCUGCAAUCGAUGCAGAAGAGCUGCUGUUUCAGAUGGAGCCGAUGUACUCGCAAGCAAUGUCCGGAGAUUGCGAACAUGGCAGGCAUAAGAGCAUCUGUCACACAGCAAAAUUGUGGGUAGCAAAAUGCUCCUACUCCAAUAGUAUAGUAAUCUUGGAUUUGACAUGUUUAUAGCUGAAUCUAUAGUUGAGAGAUAGAACCAAGUUAUGUAUGUGGUCUAUAUGUUAGGGGCAAUUGUUUAUAUACUCCUGAAAAGUUCUCAACUUUCUUAUUUACCCUUCGUAAAAGGCUAAUAUCAAAAUGCCCUUUAACUUUCUAAAUUAUUUCAGACAUAUUCUUAGAGUUAAAUUCAAUUAGUGAAUUGUUAGAAACAACCGUUAACUCUGUGAAUUACUAUUUUGCCCUUUUAAAUAUACCAUUUUAUUGUCACCAAUUUUUCUUAUUUGCCCCGUAAAUUAGAGGCAAAGGAAGUAUUUUGACUUUUAGUCUUUUCAAAUAUACCCUUCUAUUUUCACUAGUUUUUCUUAUUUAUCCUUAAUUUAGGGGCAAAAAAAGUAUUUUGACUUCUUUUUAACUCUGAUAAAAAUUUAAUCUGUGUGUAAUUCGAGAUGACUUAAUAGGUACUAGGAUUAUUUUUGAAUAACGGAAAAAUAUACGAGGAGUAUUAUUUGAAAUAAAAAAAAAAGUAUGGAUAUAUAAGAUAUUUCAGAAGUUUUGAGGAGUAUAUAGAUAAUCAUCCCUAUAUGGUAAUAUUGGGGAAGGCCGAAAUGAAUGCUGGAUAAAGGCUGUAACAAGAACCUAGGUUGUCUUGAGUCCAGUAGCAGAGCUUCUUGUUGCUUGUUUUGUUUUGCUUUGUUUUGUUUUCAUGCGCCUGCAUUACUUAUUUCUUAGUGGAUUCUUUGUACUCUGCGCAUGUUGUUAUACAGAGGGUUUUAUAUUAAUGUGAAUAAUAAUUAUGAAUUUGAAAACCUUUA
This is a messenger RNA of Ananas comosus (pineapple), 3905 nucleotides long. RefSeq names its product pentatricopeptide repeat-containing protein At4g08210. Gene Ontology annotation, molecular function: protein binding; RNA binding. The transcript has 7 exons. Gene Ontology annotation, biological process: RNA modification. The coding region runs from base 618 to 2720 and encodes 700 amino acids. The record is from RefSeq and is a predicted model, not a curated record. Lineage: Eukaryota; Viridiplantae; Streptophyta; Magnoliopsida; Poales; Bromeliaceae.